AAGAAGGAAAGUCAUAAUAAGAAAAGGAAAUGAAUAGAUGCUAUUUACCAUAAAGUCUGCACUAAGUUAAAAGCUAAAACAGGAAGGAAGUUACCACCACUAUUCUAGAUGGUAGUGCUUCAGUGACAUGUGCUUGCUUUUGAGAAGACCAGUAAUCUUCAAAUUAGUACUAGGAAUAAUUACCAUGUUUAUUUUGUGUUUACCCGAAUUUUUCAAAAUACAAGAAGCUAACACUGUAAUUGUAUCAUGCACGGAUACCUGCUCAUCGAAUAACACCACUUUUCCCCUUUGCACUUUUAACAAUUCUUGCAAAAGAUCAGUGCAACAAAGAAGAGAAAAUCAGACCAUUUUGCUGAAGGCCAUUGUAAACAAUUCUGAUUUCCAAAAUAUUCCAUGUAUUUGCCAAUCCUCCGAGAAGGAACAACAGUCCCAUACUAAACACACAGAGUGUGAAUCCAAGAGGGAUGUGAAUGUUGAUCAUCAAGGAUCAGGGACAGCAGCUAAAAAAAUUUCCAAUAAAGAAGUAGAGCAUAAUACUUACUACCUGAUGAUGAUACACAUCAACAAUUCUGUAGUCGGAGGAGGAAAUGCAGCUGAAGAACACCUAAAUCAUUCUUGUCUAAUGGCAAUGAUGGAAGACCAAAAUGCCUGUAUAAAUGUUUCACUGCAACUGAAGUCCUCCGUGGAAUAUCCAAUGUGUACGACGAAGAUCAUUUGGCUCACUAUGAUUCCAGUAGUUUUUGUGCUUACUAUUUCAACUGUCAUCUACAAAAUAGUCCAGGAAAAUAAAAACCUCUGUUAUAAGCACAGAGUAGCAACAUCAGUUUCUACUAUUCUGAGAAGAAAGGGUUCCAGACAUUCAAGAAGAACCAUAUCUGCUACUAAAAUUCAUCCUUAUCCUGUGAAAACUAGAAAACAACAGAUUCCACUUACUGUACAGACCACAAAGAUACUUCCUGUAAUUCUUGAACAAGAGCACUGUCAUGUGGAUCAACUCUAAAUCUAGAGGUUUCAGUUAUUGCCUUAUGAAAUACCAUCACUAUUGGAUGAAAGAAGACACAUUGUACACCACAGAAGAAAGUAUCUCCAUUUCCAAUUUGGGAAGCUAUGAUAUCCAUCUUUUCACGGGAAUGGCAAUUAUGCACUUUAGUUGAGAAGCUCCAUUUUGACCAUCACUGGAACUCUUUGGUAUUAAGAAAAUACGAAUGGUGAACAAACAUGUUUUGCUGCAGAAACUACUUCAGUAGAAGAUUACAGAUUUCACAUCUACUUCCAGUUCAUUCAGGAUUCCUACUCAAUUAUAUGGUUGUGCAAUAAUCUUUGCAAUAAUUACUUUUUUCCAUCAGAGAAGAAAUUUAUAUUAUGUAUUCCAAAGGAUAAGAAAGUUUGUUUAAAGUUAGGAUUUAUCCUCCACUUUCAUGAAAUAAGCACAAUUUUCAACUUAUUUAAUGCUCUAGAUGACUAAGAUGUUUAAAAGAUACAAUUUCUUGCUGUUAAGAAAGGUGGCCAAAGUACUGUAAAAGGAAAGAACUCUGAAGUAAACACUUAUUUCCACAGGAAAUGUUAAUUCCUGCAGUAAACCAGGAAAAUCAUCAUAAUUUGUGCAGUGUCUUAGUGGAUAAAGAAAAGAAUGUGGAAAAAUACUAAUUUGGCUUCAAACCACAAAAUCGUUAUUACUGGUUUUUUAAUAACUCAUUAAGACACUAAAUGGGUUUGUACUUUUUGAGAAAUUGCUUUGCUAUGUUUUGUACUAGCUUAGGUCAUUAGCAUUCACACUCAUUAUCUCUUGGAACUUUUCCUUACUUUCCAUUUAUUACUGCUCCUCUGAGUGUAAUGGAGCUGUUUGGGCUGAGCAGGGUCCCAAACUCCUUUGGUGCUAACACAUGAUUUGUGGGUACAGCUUAGCUGCCAGUUACUAGGCAGAGACAGAAACUUCAGAGCCAGGACUUCAGACUCCCUUGCGCUAAAUCCAUCAGGAUGAACAGAUUGUAAACUGCCCAUUGCAAACAUGCUAGGCAGCAAUUUAGCAUCAUGUUAAUACUUCAUAACCUCCGUCCCUUACAUUUAUAGAGCUUUUC
Molecule: messenger RNA, 2078 nt
Organism: Empidonax traillii (willow flycatcher)
Lineage: Eukaryota; Metazoa; Chordata; Aves; Passeriformes; Tyrannidae
Gene: TMEM156
Product: transmembrane protein 156
Exons: 7
Coding region: 128-1000 (290 amino acids)
Source: RefSeq, a predicted model, not a curated record